Funneliformis geosporum is the source of this 279-nucleotide messenger RNA. Lineage: Eukaryota; Fungi; Glomeromycota; Glomeromycetes; Glomerales; Glomeraceae. The record is from the annotation of a GenBank genome assembly.
AUGGACAAGUUUAAUGCGGCUUUAUCUACAACUGCUGAGAAGAAGAUAAUUCAUGCUAGCGUAUUAGGCUUAAUUGUUGGAGAUCUUUUUCAAUUCUUUCUUCUGAUGUCGGUCAACUCCAAAUUAAAAUAUUUUCAUAUAAUUCCUAUUACAUCUAUGUCUCUCAAUUUAUUAGUACUCUUCUUUGGAUUUUUUUAUAGACUUUAUGAAGCUUUAAUUAGAGGAUAUGAAAAGCCGACCGUUAUUGCUAACAGAAAACAAUUAGAAUCAGAAGCAUGA